Molecule: messenger RNA, 2656 nt
Organism: Prinia subflava (tawny-flanked prinia)
Lineage: Eukaryota; Metazoa; Chordata; Aves; Passeriformes; Cisticolidae
Gene: AURKA
Product: aurora kinase A
Exons: 9
Coding region: 565-2034 (489 amino acids)
Biological process (GO): mitotic centrosome separation; meiotic cell cycle; meiotic spindle organization
Cellular component (GO): chromosome passenger complex; spindle midzone; kinetochore
Molecular function (GO): protein kinase activity; ATP binding
Source: RefSeq, a predicted model, not a curated record
UGAAGAACAAAAAUCACAUACAAGAGAGUUGCAUGAAACCACCUGGAACGAAUCUCAGGGCUGGCACCGAAUAUUGCUGUGGUUUUGGUGAAAAGGAGAGAUGGAGGAGGAAAGCGGGGGAGAAAGAGGAGGAAAAAGGGAGAGAACGAGGAAACGGGGAAGAAAAAGCAGGAGAAACGGAAGGAAAAUGGGAGGAAAAGAUGGGAGAAAGGGAAUGGGAAGGGAGAAGGGGGAGAAAUAGGCAGGAUAAAGGGGAGGAAGAGAGUGGAGAAAAGGGAGGAAGAGAGUGGAGAAAAGGGAGGAAGAGAGUGGAGAAAAGGGAGGAAGAGAGUGGAGAAAAGGGAGGAAGAGAGUGGAGAAAAGGGAGGAAGAGAGUGGAGAAAAGGGAGGAAGAGAAAAGGGAAAGGAAGAGGGGAGGAAAAACCUGUUGCGCUUGUUUGCUGUGUAAAUGAAAAUCUCGGCCACGAGCCGAGCCGGACCGUGCUGGGCAGCACCAGAGCCGGCAGCAGCGCUGCGGCAGGAGCCGAACGAGCCGGCCGGUGCUGCCGGCGGGCCCGGGCUCCGAUGGAUGGAUGCACGGGGCGCGCAGGACAGCACCGCGCCGGCCGCGCCGCCCGCCCCGCGCGGGCCCCGCGCCCUCCCCGCCCUCCCGCCGGCCGCGGGCGGCCCGGAGCCCCGCGCGGGGCGGUGCCGGAGCCGCGGGCGGCGCGGCCCCGGCGGUCCCGCCCGAGCCGAACGUGCCGCUCCCGCUCUGGCGCUAUGGACAAGAACAUGAAGGAGAACCACGCUGCGUAUCCCGGCCGCGCUGCCAAGGUGGCAAACGCCAUCGGGGAUGUCCCCAAACGCGUCCCCGUGGCCCAGCCCUCAGCCCAGAGCCGGUUACUGACCAGCGGAGCUCCAGCCCGUGUUCUGUGUCCUGCAAACUUCGCCCAGAGAGUUCCCGUGCAACCCCAAAAAUCAGCGCCGUCAACCCAAAAACUGCCCAGCAGCCAAACCACGCAGCAGCUCCGACCCAAACCUUCCCAGCAGGCGACUGUGAGGCCUCAGGCUGCAAGCAAGAGCGGUGAAAAACCUCCCCCGGCUGCAGCACCUGUUAAAAAUCCUGAAACAGAAAGCGCCUCUAAACAGAAAACGGAAGAGACUACUAAGAAGAAAACUGAAGAUACCAAAAAGAAAAGUGAGGAGACUAAAAAAAGGCAAUGGUCUCUUGAUGAUUUUGAAAUCGGUCGUCCUCUGGGGAAAGGAAAAUUUGGGAAUGUGUAUCUGGCACGUGAAAAACAAAGCAAAUUCAUUCUUGCACUGAAAGUGCUGUUUAAAACACAACUUGAGGAAGCUGGAGUAGAACAUCAGCUACGGAGGGAAGUGGAAAUACAAUCGCAUCUUAGGCAUCCCAACAUCCUCAGACUGUAUGGCUACUUCCACGAUGUGACAAGAGUCUACCUCAUCCUGGAGCACGCACCUCGUGGAGAAGUCUACAGGGAGCUGCAGAGGCUCACCAAGUUUGAUGAGCAAAGAACUGCCACUUACAUCACAGAACUGGCAGAUGCCCUCUCGUACUGUCACUCCAAGCGUGUCAUCCAUAGAGACAUCAAGCCAGAGAACUUGCUGCUGGGAUCAAAUGGAGAAUUAAAAAUUGCUGAUUUUGGGUGGUCUGUGCACGCUCCCUCUUCUAGGAGAACAACUCUCUGUGGGACACUUGACUACCUGCCUCCUGAAAUGAUAGAGGGAAGAACACACGAUGAAAAGGUGGACAUUUGGAGCCUGGGCGUUCUCUGCUAUGAAUUCCUUGUAGGGAAACCACCUUUUGAAACACAAAGCUAUCAGGAAACCUACAAAGCUAUUUCCAGGGUGGAAUUCAAGUUUCCUCCGUUUGUCACGGAAGGCGCGAGGGAUUUGAUUUCCAGGCUCCUGAAGCACAACCCCUUCCAUCGCCUGCCCCUGAAGGAUGUUCUGCUCCACCCCUGGAUCACAGCCAACUCCACCAAGACUCCCACCAGCAGGAAGAGUGAUGGAGCUGCCCCAUCCAAAACAUAGUUUGAGGAGGGUGACUUGUGGAUCAGCAAGAAGAGCCUUGUACUGUGACUACUGUAAUGCUUACAAUAGGAAAAGCAGGUCUUGGGAGUCUAGUGGCAAUUGGGGAUGCAAAUCCUUGGGUUGGCUGGUGUCUUAAACUCGAAUUGCAGCGUAAGAUUAUUUCACUUCUAGCUGGAGCUGGUGGAAUAUUGAAUUACUUGAACUCAGUUCCACGUGGGCCAGGUUUGCUGAUGUAAGAAUGAAGCUGUUGGAGGCUCCUGUGCUGAAAAUGGUUCGUUGUUCCACCACAAGGAAGUUCUGGCUUGUGGAACAGUGCAAUAUUCUGGAGAGCCUGCUCCUCCCUCCCUGGGCUGCUCAGGGUGUCCGACCUGUGGUUUAACCUGAAACUGAGCACGUGAAUGCCUUUUCAAAUGUUCUAAAAAUGAUGUGGCAAUUAGUUUUGUCUCUAGUUUUAAAUGUGAGCACUCAAUUUGUAAAAUAAAGAGUUGUUAUACUACACCCAGCAGGGUGAGGUUGCCUGUGGCACUGCUUGGCUCCAGCACAGCUGAACUCCUGGUCCUGGAGGUGAAUUCCCAAUGGAUAAUCCCCACCUCUGUCAAAAAGGAAGCUCCAAGUGCUGGUA